UGUUUUUCAUUGAAAAUUCAGGUUCAUAUUCUUUGCAAAGAGCGAACGACGACGUCUGUAAUAUUUAAAAAAGAACGUGAAAAGUAGAAAAAUCGGGCAACUAAUUCCGCCCAACAUUGGGAGGAAGGAGGAAAAUUCAUAGUGACCUUAUUUGUGUAAUAGUUAAAUAAACGUGAAGUGAAUUUUUUGAGAUUAAUUAUAUAGAAGGAAGCAGAAUCGUAGUGGCAGAGGCAGCGGAAGAAGAAGAAACACCCGUCUGCAGUUAUUGCAAGCAGCGUCAGCGUCGCUGCUGAGGCAGUUCAACAUCCUAUCCCCGACCCCGAAAAAUUAGAUCUGAAAAGAUGGCGACCAGUCGCACCAGUCGCAUACAACAAAAUAAGAAUAUUAAUUCUUUCUUUUCCAAGAUUCAAGGGGCCUUUUCUGAGGCAUGUACACAACAGCGUCUAUCGACUGAUAAGAAAACGUUGGAGAAAACUUGGAAGUUAAUGGAUAAAGUUGUGAAGUUGUGUCAGCAACCGAAAAUGAAUUUAAAAAAUAGUCCACCUUUUAUAUUGGACAUAUUGCCAGACACGUAUCAGCGAUUGCGUCUUAUAUACUCUAAGAAUGAAGAUCAAAUGCAUGUUUUACAUGCCAAUGAACACUUCAAUGUGUUCAUUAAUAAUUUGAUGCGCAAAUGCAAACAAGCCAUUAAAUUGUUCAAAGAAGGAAAGGAGAAAAUGUUUGACGAAAAUUCACACUAUAGGAGAAAUUUAACCAAACUUAGUUUAGUAUUCUCUCAUAUGUUAAGCGAAUUAAAGGCCAUUUUUCCUAAUGGAGUGUUUGCCGGCGAUCAAUUUAGAAUUACGAAAGCAGACGCUGCGGAGUUUUGGAAACUUAAUUUUGGCAAUAGUACGCUGGUUCCUUGGAAAAUAUUUCGUAUGGAAUUAAAUAAAGUGCAUCCAAUUUCAUCUGGUCUACAGGCAAUGGUGUUAAAAACAACCAUAGACUUAACAUGUAACGAUUACAUUUCAAAUUUUGAAUUCGAUGUUUUUACACGUCUGUUUCAACCGUGGGUGACACUGUUACGUAACUGGCAAAUACUAGCAGUCACACAUCCCGGAUAUGUAGCCUUUUUAACAUAUGAUGAAGUUAAAGCUCGCUUGCAGCGUUACAUCCAUAAAGCAGGAAGCUAUGUUUUCAGAUUAUCAUGUACGAGGCUUGGGCAAUGGGCGAUCGGUUAUGUGACCGCUGAUGGCGAAAUUUUGCAAACUAUACCGCAAAACAAAUCUCUCUGCCAAGCGCUAUUGGACGGGCACAGGGAGGGCUUUUACUUGUAUCCUGAUGGUCAAGCCUGCAAUCCUGACUUAUCCUCAGCUGUGCAGAGUCCCACGGAGGAUCACAUUACAGUUACCCAAGAACAAUAUGAACUAUACUGUGAAAUGGGUAGCACAUUUCAACUGUGUAAAAUUUGCGCAGAAAAUGAUAAAGAUAUACGCAUUGAGCCAUGCGGACAUCUUUUGUGCACACCCUGCCUCACAUCUUGGCAAGUCGAUUCAGAAGGACAGACAAAUUGUGGUUGACGCUUUUGAUCCGCGAAAGCAGCAUAAUCGGAACUCGACAAAUGGCCGCCAUCAGAACACCGACGACGACGAUACAGAGGAUGGCGCUGAUUUCAACAUUGCUACUUCAUCGCUUCAUGCAUUAAGCAACAGUAUGACCACAACCACACCUGCCACGGACAAGCAGAGCCCGCAUACGUCUCCACGUUUCACUCGCCGAAGCACUACUCCCAGCUUACUUGCAGUACAGAACGACUUAUAUGCAGGCCACAUACCGAAUCUUACAUUGGUGAAUUCUGGCGGCAGCAACUAUAUCGUGGCUGCUAACGCAUCGGCUAUAGCUAACGCAGUACUUUCGCCACAGCCCACGCCCACUGCACAGCSUAUACAUGCCCCUAAUGGCGGAAGUAGUAGUACAAAUGUCGCGACUGCUGCGCAAAAAUCGACACAUCGGAUGAGCGCGCCUCUAAUGGGAGCUACCUCAGCCUCAAACGGCAGUAAUCCCAACAGUAAUUAUGUAACGAGAAUGGCGACAAGCAAAUCCGAACAUAACGACAAUUCCUCGUAUGCCAUACUACAAGGCCUACAAGAUCCUUUGCAAGCAAAUACACAACAGCAGCACACAACUACACAACGUCAUGUUGCUCCUCCGUUGCCGCCGCGAAAGGCAUCGCCUGGUGUUGAGAAUAGUGUCACAACAAUUAUAGGUGCAAGUUGUACUGUAACUCCAGUUAUAGCUAAAUCGUGUGAGACAGCAACAGUCAAACAUAAAGGGCAAACUCCAGUUUGUGGAGGAACUCCUUCAGAUAGUUUAGCGACGAAUACAGAAGGAGCUGCUGCGCCACCGCAAACAACAGCUCCACCGAUACCUCCACAUGGCAACUUGAUGUUGGUGGACAGUAUUGUUGAAGAUUUGCGAGCACAACAGAUCAGCGUGACCACAUCGACGACUUCCACUCCUCAUUCACUGACAACACAGUCAACAGCGGGUUCUGGACCUGCUUCUACGCCUACACGCUCAAUACUCGACGAUGACAUAGUCGGACCGGCCGAAACUAUUAUGGGUGUAAUUGACACUCGGCCCUUGGAAGCACGAUUGGCAGUAUCCGCUCGCAUUUUGGAACCAACAACCGUAAAGCUGCCACCAGUAACUGCUAUUAACCCCAUGGCAUGCACUCCGCAUUACACACAAAUAUGCAAUGCGACAUCAUCAACACAACCAUUAGCAAUGGCACCUGCCGCAACCACGGGAGGCUCGGUAGUAACUGCGACAACGGUGGCAUCGCAGCGAAGUCAACAACAAGCCACACAAUCACUACAGCAACUACAACAACAGCCGCUUCUAUACGAAAAUGUGGCGAUCAAUCAAAAAGACUGCAAUGUACCAUAUGAAAAUAUCAAUCUUGAAUACAUUGCACGGCUUGUGAAAGAGGGCUAUACCAAAGAAAACGCUAUUACAGCGCUGGGCAUUUCUCGCAACAAUAUUGAGAUGGCAUGCGACAUUUUGCGUGAGUUCGUGUCGAAGAGUACUGUUUGAGAUGAGCGGUCGACAAGUAUGAUACCUGAGAUAUUAUCAAAUCUAGUAAGCAUUGAAUGCAAUAUUACAUACAUAGUAACUUAUAUAUCAGGUUAGUAUAAAGAAAACUUUCAUGUUUG
Molecule: messenger RNA, 3194 nt
Organism: Bactrocera latifrons
Lineage: Eukaryota; Metazoa; Arthropoda; Insecta; Diptera; Tephritidae
Gene: Cbl
Product: E3 ubiquitin-protein ligase CBL-B-B
Biological process (GO): negative regulation of epidermal growth factor-activated receptor activity; cell surface receptor signaling pathway
Cellular component (GO): membrane raft; plasma membrane
Molecular function (GO): ubiquitin protein ligase activity; receptor tyrosine kinase binding; SH3 domain binding
Source: RefSeq, a predicted model, not a curated record